AUGUCUGACUUUGACGAUAAACUGAGCCAACUUUUAGUCAUUUUCAAAGAUGCUAAUAAAACAAGUUUGCAUGAUGCUCUAAAACGCGCGAAGGGUGACUUGGAAAGUGCGGUGAAUAUCUAUUUAGAUCAAGAAAGACGCAAACGACCCCUAAAACAGCCAAAACUAGAAUAUUUUUUUAAUGACGUGUCUAAAAAGAUCAAAUUAAAUGAUUCUGAUAUUCAUUCAAUAAGCGAAGAAACGAAAAAAAUUGUGCAAGUUAGCAAAAUUCCAGCAGAAAUUACUGUAAAUCAACAAACUUCAGUUAACCUUAAUGAUGCGUUAAAGUGGCCACCGUCUUUGACAAAUUCACGCAGUUUUAAAAAAUCUCCGCGUAGAAUUAUUCAACCUGCAUUACAAUUAUUUAGACCACAAGAUAUUAGUGAAAAAACACCAUGUACACUUAUUCACGAUGUACUACCAAAGGAAUUGGCGAAUUCUUUAUUAAAAGUUAUGCUUAAAGAGUCUGAGACAUGGCAUCGAAAUCAAUGGUGGUUAUUUGAACGACUGGUUACUUCACCACGCACAUCAUCCUUUUACAUUUCGAACGAAGUCAAGAACAUUUAUGAUGGAGAUGUUUAUUAUAACGGUGAAAAGACGGUGAACACGCGACGGUUUUUACCAGAAAUGGAAGAGGCGAGGAAGAUCAUAACGAACAUUGUUAACGAGAAACGCAAGAGCAGGGUGAUGUAA
This is a messenger RNA of Dentiscutata heterogama, 732 nucleotides long. The record is from the annotation of a GenBank genome assembly. NCBI's taxonomy places the organism in Eukaryota, Fungi, Glomeromycota, Glomeromycetes, Diversisporales, Gigasporaceae.